AUGCCUCUAAUCGUUGCAUUCCUCUCAGGCUUAGCCUUCCUAUUCACCUUUAUUCUCCUCGGUGAUAUAUGGAGAUGGUACGGCAUGCCACCAGGGCCAAUUCCCAUCCCUUUUAUCGGCAACUCUCUCCCAAGCGCAAAACCCUGGGUUCAAUUCCAGGAAUGGUCGAAAAGGUACGGACCGAUCUUCACAAUAUGGGUUGGUCGUCGCCCUACCCUCAUAAUCUCCGAUCCCGAAGUGGCGGUAGAUUUGAUGGAGAAAAGGAGCAACAAAUACUCCUCUCGCCCGCGUUUUGUUGUUAUGGGGGAGAUGUACGGAACUGGAACGGUUCUUGUGCAACCCUACGGCAAGGAUUGGUCGAUAAGACGAAAGCUUCUGCAUCGCGCCCUUACUCCGGCCGCUCUAAGGACUUAUAAAUCUCGUCAGGAAGCAGAGGCUACACGGCUUGCCUUUCAGGUAUUCCAGAAUCCCGAGGAGUAUGAAAGGUCAUUUGACAGAUUUACUGCCAGCGUGGUAUUUUCCAUCUCCUAUGGGCACCGUAUCGAUUCUAUGGAUUCUCCGGUGAUUAGGCAGCGGCUGGAAUACAUGCAGUUCAUGGCCUCCUUGAACGUACCGGGAGCUUAUAAGGCGGAGUCAUUUCCAGUGCUGAAACACACUCCAACUUUUCUUGCACCGUGGAAGAGAGAUAUUCAGGAGCAUGCAAAGAUGGAAACAGACGCUAACGUGGAGCUUGUGGAAGGCGUAAAGGAAGAGAUGAGAAUCGCGAAGGAAAAGGGAUUGGAAAUAGCUCCUUCAUUGACCCAAGCCCUACUAACUGUGAAGAACGAGGAAGGGAUUCCACUAUCUGAUAGGGAUUUCUCGUUUAUCCCUGCGUCACUAUUCGGUGCGGGUUCCGAUACUACAGCUUCUACGAUGUGUUCAGCGAUUCUGGCCCUAGUUACACAUCCGGCAGCCCUGCAAGCUGCGCGUGCAGAGAUCGAUGAAGUUGUUGGAUUUAACCGAAGCCCUACGUUUGCAGAUGAGGAACAUCUUCCCUACCUUCGAGCUCUGGUAAAAGAGGUCCUCAGAUGGCGACCAGUUGCUGUAUUGGGAGGAACCCCUCAUGGCUCUUCCGAAAGUGACGUGUAUCAAGGAUGGCGAAUUCCUGCAGGGACGACAAUUCUUGGGAACUCCUGGGCAAUCAAUCUCAACGAGAAAUAUUAUCCCAACCCCCAUUUAUUUGACCCUGCUCGAUUUCUCGAUGAAAAACACUCUCGAUUUGACCCAGCGCUGAAAGGGAAGAAGCAUCCUGCAAAGGCCGGGCAUUCAUCCUUCGGGUGGGGCCGAAGGAUAUGUCCUGGUGCAGAUCUUGCAGCGAAUUCGCUAUUCAUUGCACUCUCAAAACUCAUAUGGGCGUUUGAUAUCGUUGCGACCCAGAAGUAUGAUACAUUUGACUAUACCGAUGGUUUUAAUGUCCGCCCGAAAUCUUUCCCCUGUCUAAUUCGGAUUAGAAGUGAGGGCCAUGAAAGAGUUUUGGCGAAGGAGAAGGAGGCGGCAGAUGAGGAGAUGGCUCGAUUUCCAGCAUACGAAUGA
Molecule: messenger RNA, 1572 nt
Organism: Venustampulla echinocandica
Lineage: Eukaryota; Fungi; Ascomycota; Leotiomycetes; Helotiales; Pleuroascaceae
Product: Cytochrome P450
Exons: 1
Coding region: 1-1572 (523 amino acids)
Molecular function (GO): heme binding; monooxygenase activity; oxidoreductase activity, acting on paired donors, with incorporation or reduction of molecular oxygen
Source: RefSeq, a predicted model, not a curated record